AUGGAAAAAGGCGGUACACCCAAGUCUGUUCUCGGAAUGUAUUAUUAUGUGACAGAGAUGUCCAGUCCUGUUCCGUUCAAACUGCGCGUGUUUUUCGAGAAUGCGGUUCUGAGUCCUUCAAAUACACAGAGAGCCUCUAAAUACGAUCUGGCUAAAGCUGAAAAGAAGUACCAGGCAGAAGCUGGAUCAUAUCAGACGAUUACAGAUGCUCCAGCUUCCAAAGUCCACCCUGUUGCUGCUAAGAAACAGCUGGAGCAGGAUGCCCCUGGCAAAGGUGGCAGUAAAAUUUUCUGUGAAGUCACCAAAGAUGUCUUAUAUCAGAGUGGUGACCCCAGACCUCCCGAGAUCAUAAAACUUCUGGACUGGGAGGACAACGAAGACCACUAUACCAUGGUCAUGGAGCGGCCCAUGCCCUGCGUGGAUUUAAAGACUUUUGUUAAGCUCCACGGAGAGCGUCUCGAUGAGGUCACCGCCAAAAAGAUCAUGUGGCAGGUCAUCGAAGCCGCUAACAGCUGUAUCAAGCGUGGAGUCUUUCACCGGGACAUAAAAUUGGAAAACCUCCUGGUAAACCCAGACAACAUGGAGGUGAAAUUAAUUGACUUUGGUUGUAGUGCGCAAAUGCAGAGAUAUGGCUAUAAAGUCUUCAGUGGCACAAAACUGUACUGUCCACCAGAGGUCACCGUGAAAGGCAGAUACCAUGCGAAGCCUACAACAGUGUGGUCGCUAGGAAUCCUCCUGUUCUUGAUGGCCUGUGGGUAUUAUCCCACAGAAUACGACCUCCAUCUGAUCAGUAAGAGGAGCUGGACCAGACCUGGCCUGUCACAAGAAUGCUGCCAGAUCAUAGCUUCGUGUUUGCAGUCUGAUCCAAAGCGGAGGAUCAAUCUGGAGAAGAUGCUUCUCCAUGAUUGGUUUAAGCAGGUCGUGGAGUAAUACAUGAAGAACUGUCACAACAGCUGUCACAUAUGUGGCUUUCCUGUCCCUCCAUCCACGCCUUGGCGCCUCGACUUGGACCAGCAAUACUUUACAAUAAUAUUUAAAGAUACUUAGUUAAAGAUAUACUACUAUUCUUAUUCAAUACU
This is a messenger RNA of Puntigrus tetrazona (Sumatra barb), 1079 nucleotides long. Its product is annotated as serine/threonine-protein kinase pim-3-like. Gene Ontology annotation, cellular component: cytoplasm. The transcript has 8 exons. Gene Ontology annotation, molecular function: protein serine/threonine kinase activity; ATP binding. Gene Ontology annotation, biological process: negative regulation of apoptotic process; protein autophosphorylation; regulation of mitotic cell cycle. The record is from RefSeq and is a predicted model, not a curated record. The coding region runs from base 1 to 930 and encodes 309 amino acids. NCBI's taxonomy places the organism in Eukaryota, Metazoa, Chordata, Actinopteri, Cypriniformes, Cyprinidae.